Messenger RNA from Nothobranchius furzeri (turquoise killifish), 2516 nucleotides. RefSeq lists its product as uncharacterized. Lineage: Eukaryota; Metazoa; Chordata; Actinopteri; Cyprinodontiformes; Nothobranchiidae. The record is from RefSeq and is a predicted model, not a curated record.
GCCGGCCCGGGCCGGGUAGCGUAGUGGGCCAUUCCCAUCUGUACCGGGCCGGGUAGCGUAGUGGGCCAUUCCCAUCUGUACCAGGUCGGCCCGGGCCGGGUAGCGUAGUGGGCCAUUCCCAUCUGUACCGGGUCGGCCCAGGCCGGGUGGCGUAGUGGGCCAUUCCCAUCUGUACCGGGCCGGCCCGGGCCGGGUAGCGUAGUGGGCCAUUCCCAUCUGUACCGGGCCGGCCCAGGCCGGGUAGCGUAGUGGGCCAUUCCCAUCUGUACCGGGUCGGCCCGGGCCGGGUAGCGUAGUGGGCCAUUCCCAUCUGUACCGGGUCGGCCCAGGCCGGGUGGCGUAGUGGGCCAUUCCCAUCUGUACCGGGCCGGCCCGGGCCGGGUAGCGUAGUGGGCCAUUCCCAUCUGUACCGGGCCGGGUAGCGUAGUGGGCCAUUCCCAUCUGUACCGGGCCGGGUAGCGUAGUGGGCCAUUCCCAUCUGUACCGGGUCGGCCCAGGCCGGGUAGCGUAGUGGGCCAUUCCCAUCUGUACCGGGUCGGCCCAGGCCGGGUAGCGUAGGUUGUUUACAUAUCUGGGUGGCCUGGUAUUUUCCCGGGCCAACCAAGGCUCAUUCUCAGCCCUCUUCUCGAGGGGGUCUGCUUCAGGCCACCAGGGCCAACACGCCCACUCUCCACUGAUUGGUCAAGUGAUGUGUUACCCUCCCCUUCAAUAAAAUCUUCUGAUUGGCCCUGCGGUGUUAUUUGUAGUGAUGUCACAGAAUCACGCCCACCUCUAACUCAACUCAAUCUUCAGUUCUCCAGCGUUGACAUCAUGGCUUCUCCCUGCUCCCAGACCUCAUCUCCUAACCCCUGGAGCAAUGAAGAGGUUAAACCCCUCCUCUCUUUGCUCAGCGACGAGAGAAUCCAGCGCGAACUGGACGGUUAGGUGCGUAAUGAAAAGAUCUUUCAGGGGCUUGCACUGGCGAUGUCCACCCACGGCUUUGAACGCACCUCUAAGCAGUGCUGAGAAAAAAUAACAAAGCUCAAAGCUGAGUACAGGUCCGUCAAGGACCACAGCAGCAGGAGUGGAGCAGACCGGCGGCAGUGGAAGUGGUUAGCCGAAAUGGACGCCAUUUAUGGUGAGAGGCCAGUGAGUAAUGGCCGGCAGAGUGGCGUGGACACAGCCACUCCAGCUCACACUGGACCUCAGGACAACGAUACAACUCUGGAAAUGUGCGCUGAUGAGAGCCAGGACGUGCCCGACACCGGGGACAUGGACGCUGGGCCCUCAUCUGCCGACAGCGGGCGUAGCUGCAGCCCGAGCGUCUCAGCGCCGUCGGUGGACGACAGACCACGCUACGGAAAAAGAAAGCGGGGGAGCACCAGCGUGUCACCAUUGUUGGAGACGCUGGUGGAGAGUGACGCGGGGCUCCUGGAGACAGCGAGGAGGAUGAACGCUCGAAUGGAGCAGCAAACUGAGGCAGAUGCGGAGGACAGACGCCUGGACAGGGAGGAGAGACGAGAGGAGAGGAUGGCACAGCAGCAAGUUAACGACUCCUUUUUGGAUGUGCAGUUUGGUGUCUGCUGUUGAGAAAUCAACCAAAUGACCUGAUUUUUUUUCUUUUCUUUUCUAGAUGUGCAAUAAAGUGUUUGACAGUGCAGCGUGUAAUCCAUCAUUGUCCUUUACACAGAAUGUGAAGUGGAAAGGUCCAAUUAUAGUUUCAAUAUAAAACUUUGUGCUAACAUAGCAUACACCAGCCUUGGGUAUUUGCUUUAUUCAACUCAGAUUUAUAUAGGAGUAAAUACCAGGUAGGUGUCAGUGUAGCCAAGACUAGGUGAUAUGUCAGCAGGAGUGUAGAGAUGGAUCAGAAGCUCUAAUGUGCCCCCCACACUUGGCUAAUAAGAACUUUUGUCAGUCAGGCAUCACUGUAAACAAGAGUCCAAAUAUUUACCUGCACUUGCCUUAACAACUUGAGACGUAUGGCUAAGCCUUGGAUGUGCUUAAAACAAUUGUAAGUCAGCUUUAUCUAGCUCAGGGUUUCUCAACGGGGGCUGUAGCGCCCCCCAGUGGGCAUUCAGGCUAUAUAAGGGGGCGGUGAAAGUUUUUUGCCACUGAAGGGGGCGCUGAGAUGCUAAUGGUGGGCGCUAGCGAUACAGGACAUUCAUAACAGACAAUGGCUCAGAAUAAAAAGAAGUGCUGACAGUACAAUGUGGACUACCUUCAGUAUGGAUUUAUUCCUUCACCCACGAAUCCACAACUCCCCAUGUGCCUGCUUUGUGAACAAGUUUUUUUGAAACGAAGCAAUGAAACCCUCCUGGCUUAAGGAUGCAUCCAGACAAAGCUUUAAAGGAACUGAACUAUUUUCAGGUAAACAAAGAGAGACACUCUAAGAGAGGUAGCAUUAGCGGUAUGUUUGCUCGAAGCAUGAAUUUACUGGACCGAGGAUUAUCGCUCCCUACAAUAUCUCGUUGCUAAUAGCUAAAACCACUUUUUUAUGAUACUUUUUUAUGACAUAUUUGUAUGAAACUGUUUCAAAU